GAGCGGCCGCCGGUGGCCGCAGCCGCCACUGCCUCGGUAUAUUAUACCGGCGCAAGCCAUAAGACCGCCGCCACUGUCGCUGACGCGUUUUCCGAAUGCAACACCCGCGCCGUCGUAGUUGUACCACACGCGCUAGCACCAUACACCGUAUCACACCGUCAUCGGAUAUAUCGUACAGCGCGCGUGCGAGUAUCAUUUAUCGAGUACCUAUACAGUCGUCGGUCCGUUGUCUCCGCCGCGUACCAUUUGCGACAGUGCGCGUAAAACAGCAAACAAAUAAUAAUAAUACAUUUUAACUCAAACAAGUUAUCCUCAUUACAAUUUUACAUCGUCCUGCCGAUCGGAUUGAAAGAUUUCCACGCGAUCGCCGCCUAUCUACAUGACGACCUUGGCCAACCGUCGGCUGUGCCCUCCUAGAGGGACGUCUGCCGUUGGUGGUUCAUUCGACUGUUGGUCAGAUGCCAACGGCACGCGAUCAAAAACUGAGAGCGUCUAGUGAUUUUUCGUUAUUCGUCCUCGUCGCGGUUCUAAAUAAUAUUUCCUUUACUUUUUUACGAACGCAGAAAAUCAAAAAUCGAUCACAAUUCUGUCAUCGAUACCGUUUAGGCCGGGGUUAAGGCUGAACAUGCUCAACAACAUCAGUAUAAUUGGCCCGAAUAAUGUCGGCGGCCAUAAGGACUUCGAUAGUCUCAAACAUCGAUCGCUACACCAGUUGCAGACCGGUGGUAGCGGAGGAGGUAUACACGACGUCGGGGGUAGUCACGGACUCGGCGGCACAGGUAACGGUCACCUGCAGCAAGGCAACGGCCCGUCACCUUCGCAUCAGCUGUCCACCGGCGCCGGAGGUGGCGGCGGUGGACCGUUCCGGUUGUCGUGCGGCGGUUUUGACCUGUCAACUGCGGCCGGUCACGGACUGGCAGCUGCUGCCGCUGUGGCCGCCGCUGGUGGUGGUGGUGGUGGUGGUGGUGGUGGCGUCGGGCUCAACGGUGACGACGCCGGAAAGCCAAACAAGCAGAAGAGACAUCGGACCCGGUUCACGCCGGCGCAACUCAACGAGCUGGAGCGGUGUUUCAGCAAGACCCACUAUCCGGACAUUUUCAUGCGAGAGGAGAUCGCCAUGCGGAUUGGUCUCACCGAGUCCCGAGUACAGGUUUGGUUCCAAAACCGAAGAGCAAAAUGGAAAAAACGCAAGAAAUCAACAAACGUGUUCAGGAGCCCUGGUGCCCUGUUGCCGUCCCACGGACUACCACCGUUUGGGUCUAUGUCCGACAGUUUGUGUCCCACGUCAAUGUUCAGCUCUCCAGACACCAGAUGGGGUGUGACUAGCAUGGCCACGGGACUCAGUCAACUGACCGGCGGUACAGUUACCAUGAGCGGAUACAACCAUCAGAACUCGUCACUCAGCUCCGUGCCGAUCACGACGAUGGCUACCAAUGCUCAGAAUAUGUAUCAAGCGCACUAUGGUCUCAAUUCACUAGGUGAUUCAAACAAAUGGCGAUUUUCCAAAGAUCAAUUCAAACCCUAUCCAGCAGACUCCCAGUUGUUUUAAGAAUCAAUGUGAUGUGCAUCGUUGUGUUUUAUACCGUGUUUACACACAAGACAGCAGCACGAACAACUCUGUACAAAUGCAGACGAGGCGGAGCUGAUUAACUGAACAAUUUUUUUCUUCCAAAUUAUUAUUAUUAUUAAUAUUAAUUAGUGUUUGGUGAUGCGUUUUUAAGAUUAAGAAUAUUUUUUAAACUAUUCAUUAAAUAUAAUUAUUGUAAAUCUA
This is a messenger RNA of Metopolophium dirhodum (rose-grain aphid), 1771 nucleotides long. It is a transcript of the gene otp, whose product is annotated as homeobox protein orthopedia. The coding region runs from base 626 to 1549 and encodes 307 amino acids. Lineage: Eukaryota; Metazoa; Arthropoda; Insecta; Hemiptera; Aphididae. The transcript is spliced from 6 exons. Gene Ontology annotation, molecular function: DNA binding; DNA-binding transcription factor activity, RNA polymerase II-specific. The record is from RefSeq and is a predicted model, not a curated record. Gene Ontology annotation, biological process: regulation of DNA-templated transcription; neuron differentiation.